This is a messenger RNA of Closterium sp. Naga37s-1, 1464 nucleotides long. The record is from the annotation of a GenBank genome assembly. Lineage: Eukaryota; Viridiplantae; Streptophyta; Zygnematophyceae; Desmidiales; Closteriaceae.
AUGUACGUCCCUUCUUCAUUCAUAUGUGAAUGUGGCACUGGUUUCCUUGUUGUGCAGGCGAUCGACCGCAACGAGCGUGUGCUCACCAAGAACUUUCGGGGCAUGACCCUUGGAGCACCGUACGACUCCGCCUGGACGUCAUACAAAUUGGCGCUUGGCGAGGAGGUGAUGCUCAAGUUUUCCAGGGAGCUGGCGCGGUCGAGGAUCACCGUGCACACGGCACUGGCGAUCCCUCCCCACGACCGGAUGGACAGGGGGGACCAUGGGCAGUUGGUGAAGGCCGCCCCCGAUGAGAGGAAGUUCAGCCACAUUCGCAUUCAGGGGGGUGGUGCGGUGUGGUUCGGCAGGGUCCUGGUUCUCUUCCAGUUCACAGGACCGGAUGGGGACCUCAUCCAGCGGGCAUUUAUCAAGUACUACAAUGAGGUCGAGCCACCUUGUCCAGUGACUGGUUGCAAGAGGCUCUUGCCAACGAGUGGUGCCGAUGAGUAUGCUGUGAUCGAGUUGGAGAGCAUCCUAUGCCUUGCACACAUCGUUCCAUCAUUCGUUGACCCCCAGAAAUCGGAAGGAGCGGAGGGUCCCACACCUUCAACUAGAACGUUACCUGAAGUUUCUAAGAAAGACGAGGCUGCUGCCGCGGUAGCAGAGUCGGUCUACAUUGCUGGGCGAUACUUAAAGUUCUCCCGCGCGCUGAGCCAGUCCCCAUGGACGGUGGAUGAUGAGCAGAUGGGAGAUGGCUCUGUCCAGGAUCUAAUAGCAUCCCACCUGCUGCCUCUCCUCCAACCACUCUCGCACAAGUUCCAAGCCGCUGGGCGUGAGGACAUUGAUGUGCGCAUGCUGGGUUCAGGGCGACCGUUUCUUCUGGAGCUCAAAGGGGCGAGGCGAGUGCCUACGGCUGAGGAGCUAGGGAGGAUAGAGCUGGAGAUAAACGAGCAGGAGAGGGGCAAGUUGGCAGAUUCACGUGUGUGCGCGUUGAUGCGGCAGGGGGAGGCGGAGAAGCAGGUGAGUGGGCGAGGAAUGAAUGUGGGCGGGUUGUUGGGGGGACAAGAGAAGGAAAGGGAGGGGACGCUGUGCAUGAAAGUGGGGGUAAUGUGCCAGUUAGGACUUCAUCGUGAAGUGGAUGGGAUGACCCAGGAGCUGCAGCAAAAGACCCCCAUACGAGUGUUACACAGACGAAGCCCUCUCACUCGCCCUCGAACCAUCUACAGCAUGCAGUGCCAUUUGGUGCCGUCAAACCCACAUGUGUUCCUCCUCCACCUCACCACUCAGGCAAGUCAUACAGUGUGGUGCCACAUGGUGCUGCAUGGUGCCACACGAUGCCCUAUGGUGUUACGUGGUGCCAUGAGGUGUCAUCUGGUGCCAUCGAACCCGCACGUGUCCCUACUCCAUCUCACCACUCAGGCAAGUCAUACAGUGCGGUGCCACAUGGUGCCACAUGGUGCCAUCGGGUGCCGUCAAGCCACAUGA